Molecule: messenger RNA, 1065 nt
Organism: Fibroporia radiculosa
Lineage: Eukaryota; Fungi; Basidiomycota; Agaricomycetes; Polyporales; Fibroporiaceae
Exons: 3
Coding region: 1-1065 (354 amino acids)
Source: RefSeq, a predicted model, not a curated record
AUGCCCCUGGAUGGCCAUGCAUACCUCGUUAGGCAAGGUUGGGGCGGGAAAGGCACUGGGCUUCGUACAGGUGCUAUUGCUCGCCCGGUGACCAUCGCUCAAAAGAAAACCCUUUCUGGAGUGGGCAAAGACCGUGACGAUGCAUUUCCCUUCUGGGACCAUGUAUUUCAAGCAGCAGCCAUCAAUAUACAAGUGAAGUUGAACCAAGAUGAAGAUGAUUCGGACGGCGCUGCUACACCCGAACUCAGCGUAGAUCUGCAACGCACGAGUACAGGCAUCAUCUCAAAUCGCAGACCAAAGACAGGCACGCCCGCUCUAUCUGGCACUACUACACCGGAUGUCCAGGUUACCAGUAGCCCCACACCGCGGCUCAGCGUCAUGGCUGUAGCGAAGCAAGAAGCUGCCAGGCGGAUGCUCUACUCCAGCUUCUUCCGCGGACCCGUGCUUGGCUUCAACGAUGAUAAGAACAUCGCACCGGCGACCAUACCAAGCCCGUCGCAUGCUAGAGGACGUUUCGAAAUUCUCACAGAGACUGACGGCCCAACAUCGGGGGUGCUGAAAGAAAAGAAGAGGAAGCGGGAGCCAGAGGACCGUUCUAAUCCACCUAGCGACCGAAAAGACAAGAAGCGAUUGAGAGAAAAGUCUGCGAAAGAUAGUGGUCGAAAGGAAGCAAAGAAACGUAGGAAGGAGGAGGAUACAGUGGAGGCCCCUGGUGCUAGUGUUGGUGACAGAGCUGAUUUCGAGGGCGUCGUAAUGUAUUCUGCCCAGCUCGAUCAAGGUCGGGAAGCUAAGCGCAUUGAGAAGGCAGAGAGGAAAAGACGGAAAGAGGAAAAGCGAGCAAGAAAAGAGGAGCGACGCAAACCCAAAUGCAACUUUGAUGGUGAGGAUUCCAGGUCAACUGCGCGGACGUGGGAUGGCGAAGGGAGGCGGAACUUGGAUGAUACAUCGGUACGAUCAUCGACGUCCAUGGUUGAUGUCACUGCUAAAGCAUCUCUAAAACGGGAGAGAGAAAGGAUAGUAUCUAUACCCGAGAAGACUAAGAAAAAGCGUCGGAAGGAAUUCUAA